Dermatophagoides farinae (American house dust mite) is the source of this 3205-nucleotide messenger RNA. RefSeq lists its product as uncharacterized. The record is from RefSeq and is a predicted model, not a curated record. Gene Ontology annotation, cellular component: membrane. Lineage: Eukaryota; Metazoa; Arthropoda; Arachnida; Sarcoptiformes; Pyroglyphidae.
AAAAAUAAACAACCGAAAUUGAAACAAAACAAACAAACGAAACAUAUGGUUUUCUUUUUUUUGCAUAUAUAUGAAUGGGGUAAGUUUUAUGGAUUUCAUUUUGCAGAAAAAAAACCUUGCAUCAACAUCGUAUCGUAAUUUGACUUUUUAAUCAUCAAUGAUCAUCAUCAUAAUCCGAGGGAUUUAUUUUCUACCAUUUUGAAAAACCAUUAAUCAACAAACAAACAAAAAAAACUCCUCCAAAUAUUCAAGGGAAAAAAACGUUGAAUUUUCUUUCUACCAUUUAUGGUAAUGAGUGUGUGUCUGAUUCUGAUCUCUCUCGCUAUACAGUUCUGCUACAGUUUUUUCGAAAUCGAUGGAUGGUUAAUUCGAUUCGCCAUAGAAAACAAAAAUAAAACCAAUCCCAUUAUGUGACCUGUGUGUGUGUGUGCAUCGAUCAUCAUAUCAUUAUCGUGAUUAUAGAAUGACCACCAAUGGUCAACGAAAAACCAAACACCACAAAGAUCAAACCACAUUAAAUGAAUAAGCAAAACGAAUUGAUAAAUUAUAGCCUCGUGGUGGUUGUUUUUUCAUUAAGCUAAGCUUGGCUUUGAACAACGAAUAAAAACGUACAAACGAUAAAAACAAAACGACGACCACCAACGUGUUCUCUCGUCGCUUUUCACAAACGGUCAUUUUUUUCUCAUUCAGAAAAAAAUUUAUGUUUGUCCAUCCAAUGUCCUUGGCAAUCGUCAUCAUCAUCACCGAUUUCUUAGAAAUGAAUUUCUAUGACUAAAAAAACCAAGACUUUUGUUCUCGUUUGAGAUGAACAAAUUUUAACAGAACAUUUUGUUGUCAACAACAACGAAAACAACAUCAUUAUUCAUCAUUCAUCAGAAAAAAAUUCGGGUCAUUCGAAAAUUCUUCGUCGUAGUCGUCGACAACAAAAAAAAAACUUUCAGCUUGAUGAACUACAACAACCGUUACACGUGCGCACGCGACACUAUUUUUCAUUUUCAAUUUUCUGUUCAAACAUCACUAUUGUAGAUGUAUAUUAUAUGUGCAUCAUCACAUCCUCAUCAUCAUCGAUUCUCAUACGACGACAUAAAUUUUGGCCGCAUUUUCAAUUUGACAUUUUGCCAUUGAUGUGUUUGUGUGUAUGUGCUAUGCACUUGCCAGAUGCUAAAUGAUAUGUACUGUGUGUACGAUAAAUGAAUAUUUUUCGAGAUCUACUUUUUUUAUUGCGAUCGAUCGAUGAUCCAUUGAUUUUUGUUAUCGACAAAAAAAACAAACCGUAUCCGAUUUCUUAUGAUUUCAACGAUUAUUUCUUGGUGUAAUUGGUUGUUUAUCUGCUGAUUAAUUUCUGAAAAGUGAAACCCUUUUCUCCAAAGAUAAUUUUCAUCGAAUACAACAAACUAGUGGUGGAUGUUGAUGAAAACCACUUGUGAAUCGUCUGUGGAUAGUUAGCCACCCACGCAUUAAACUUUUUUAUUAUUAUUUCUUCUUUUCGUGGUUGCUGUUUGAUCUCAAUUAAAUUUUGAUUUUUACAAUCAUUUGAUCUCUUGAAUGAAAAUGACGGAAACUAAUCGACAACAAAAACAACAUUCAUCAUCAACACCACCGUCGUCGUCUUCGUCAUCAUUGAAACGACAAAUAUCUCAACAACAUAAACAUAAACAACAACAACCUAGACAGCCAAAGCAAUCAUCACCUACGUUACCGAUUGCACCAUCAUCUUUAUUGGCAAAUCAAAGUGAAAAUAUUCCGGCACCAGAAUGUUGUUGUUUCUCGGCACGUUUUGUUAAUCUUGUUUUGUUUUUAUUCAAUUUUAUCUUCCUAUUAAGUGGAAUUUGUAUCCUAUUGUUGACGGUCAUAUAUGGGCGGCCAGAAGUUAGCCGUUAUUUGGGUGAGACGACAAAAUAUCUAAAUAACAUUAUCAAUCUAUUGGGCAAUGGUCACCUGGUGCAGAUUAUUCAUUAUUCAAUGUUAUUCUGCGGAAUUGUCAUCAUUGUGAUUUCAUUGAUGAAUAUUUGUUUCUCAACAGCCACUAGUUGGUCAAAAAGUUCAGAUUAUUAUUAUUAUCGUCGCGGUCGUGGUCAUCUUAACGGACAACAGAUGAUUGUAAAUGAAAAUGAAUCCUUAUUAUUUCGAUAUAGUGAUUGGAGUCGAAAUAGUCCACAACAAAAACAACAACCACAACAACAACAACCACAAUCAUCAUUUCGAUCCACUUCAUUAUCAUCAACAACAGCGACACCAUCGAAAUCAGCUUAUUUAAAUGAAUCAAUAAUUUUAGAUGAUUGUUCAGAUAUCGAUAUAUCGAUGAUGAAUGACCAUCACCACAAUCGAUAUGUAUCAUCAACACCAAGUCAUCAAAAUAAUUCAUCAUUAUUAUUGAUUGAUCGAAAAUAUUCAAAUCGAUUAUUACAUAAUAAUAAUAAUAAUCAUCAUCAUCAUCAUCAAUGUCGAUUGUUCCAGGAUCAACAAAAACAUUCAUCGUGGUCACAUUUUGCCAAUUCAACCAUCGUACUUUGUAUCUAUAUUUUCAUCUUAUUAUUUCUAUUUACCGUACAAUUGGUUAUCGGGUUAUUGGCGAUAAUAACCGUUAGUCCGGAUCAUGUAUUUUUAUCGACGAAUUCAGCUCGAAAUAAUAAUGACGAUUUUCUUAUUUCUGUACGUGAUUCUGUCGAUAUAGCCGAUUUACUAGUCAAUCAUUCGGAAGAAAUUGAAUCACUAUAUCAUGAAUUUCAAUGUUGUGGUUGGAAUUAUUAUGAUGAUUAUGAAUAUUUAAGAAUUAUCAACAACGAUGAUGAUGAAAAUCAAUCAAUAAUUAUCGAUCAAUAUCGUAAUAAAACAAUACCAGUGCCAGAUUCAUGUUGCAAAACAUUUGUGGAAAAUUGUGGCCAUCGGAAACAUCCAAAUAAUAUUUAUUAUGAUGGUUGUUGGUCCAAAUUUGGCGCCGAAAUGCGUGAUUAUGUAUUAAUGCUUGGCUGGACUGCAUUAGGUUUCGCUAUAAUUGAAUUAAUUGGCAUUAUGUUUGCUGUUUGUCAUUAUGUACAGAUUAUGUCAAAAAGUUGAUUGUACUGCAUUCAAUUUUGAUUUAAAUUCAUUGCCAAAAUUCAAAGACGAUGAUAUCAUUGUCAUUGCCACCAUAAUUGAUGAUGAUAACCAUCAAGCAUCGACAAACUUCUGGUUCGUUGAACCAGAAAACAAAACAAAACAAAAA